This is a messenger RNA of Lodderomyces theae, 1968 nucleotides long. Its product is annotated as FG-nucleoporin. Gene Ontology annotation, biological process: protein localization to nuclear inner membrane; NLS-bearing protein import into nucleus; nuclear pore organization. The record is from RefSeq and is a predicted model, not a curated record. Bases 1 to 1968 code for a protein of 655 amino acids. Lineage: Eukaryota; Fungi; Ascomycota; Pichiomycetes; Serinales; Debaryomycetaceae. The transcript has a single exon. Gene Ontology annotation, molecular function: structural constituent of nuclear pore. Gene Ontology annotation, cellular component: nuclear pore central transport channel; nuclear pore.
AUGUUUGGCGCAAGCAGUAAUACAGGUGGGGGGUUAUUCGGAGCAUCGAAUACUAAUAACAGUGCCUCAAGUGGCGGAUUAUUUGGAAGUAAACCGGCUGCCUCGACCAACACUGGGUUUGGAUUUGGACAAUCAAACACCACCGGCCAACCAAACUCAACAGGAGGCAUGUUUGGUCAAUCACAAAACAACCCCCCCAAUGCAUCGUCAGGAGGAGGAUUGUUUGGAUCGAGUCAACAGAAACCGGCUCUGGGGGGAGGAUUAUUUGCUCAAUCGAAUAAUUCAGCAACCAUUGGUGGAUUUGGCGCAAACAAUAGCGGUUCAACAUUUGGAAAGCCUGCGGGAUCACUGACAAGCGGGGGAGGGUUAUUUGGUGGAAAUCAGCAACUGGGAACCAACACGGGCGGCCUCUUUGGUGGCAAUCAACAAUCACAGAAUACUUCAGCGUCAGGAGGAGGUUUAUUCGGCAAUAACCAACAAAGUGCUAACACGGGUACUUCUGGUGGAUUAUUUGGAAACAAGCAGCAAAACACAGGCACUAGCGGUGGGUUGUUUGGGAGCACACAGCAAAACACAGGUGGUGGCGGUGGGUUGUUUGGGAGCACACAGCAAAACACAGGUGGUGGCGGUGGGUUGUUUGGGAGCACACAGCAAAACACAGGUGGUGGCGGUGGGUUGUUUGGGAGCACACAGCAAAACACAGGUGGUGGCGGUGGGUUGUUUGGGAGCACACAGCAAAACACAGGUGGUGGCGGUGGGUUGUUUGGGAGCACACAGCAAAACAACACAGGUGGUGGCAUGCUUGGAGGAAACCAGCAAUCGUCAACCUCGGGUGGACUUUUUGGAAACAAGCCAAAUACAUCAACAAGCGGUGGAUUAUUUGGAUCCAACAAUACUCAACAAUCUGGCGGUCUUUUCGGCGCAGGCAAUACAAACAGUACACAGGGAGGUGGCCUUCUUGGAGGCAGUAAUACAGUCAGUGGUGGCUUGUUUGGGGGUCAGCCCCAACAACAAUCAACACUCUUCUCCAACACCACGAACAACCAGCAACCAUCCUUUAGCUGGAGCCAGCCACAACAAGUACAACCUGCUGUCAACAACAUUACUACACUUGGAGGAUUUGGCCAGAAUGCAAACCAACCGCAGAAUCCUAAUCCCGCAGCAUAUACCCCAGCCGUAAAUGAUCAAUUGGCCAAAGUCUACGAACAAUGGGAUCCAAAUUCGCCAAAGUGUGCUUUAAAGACGCAUCUCUAUAACAAAUUCAGCGAUCAAGAGAUGAAUGUUUUGAUGUCGCAGCCGCGACCAUCCAAUGAAACGCCAGAAGAUUGGGACAAGGCUAUGACUGAAAGACCGGGUCAGAAUUUUUACCCCAUAAAGAUUACGUCUUAUGAUGAAGUUGCUCAAAGAAUUGAAACUCAAUUGGACUAUGCCGCUAAAGAAAAAGUUGUAUUGAACCAGAUAAACGAGAGGCUAAAUACCUUAUCAGCAAAGCAUGAUUUGGAAAACACAACAAGAAUUCUCAAGGCCAAGACAAGACAUACGCAAUUAUCUCGAAGAGUUUUACGUUUGGCUACAGUAUUGGCAAUGCUCAAGUUGAAAGGGUAUCCUCUACUUCCAGAAGAGGAGGAGAUAGCUAAGCAGUUUGACAUUUUAAGUACGAAAUUGAAUGACCCAAAUAGCCCCAUUGGGAAAGUGGGCGACAUAUUUGCCAAAAUGGCCAUACUCAAAGAGAGAGCAGAGGAUAUGAAUGUUCAAUUCGACAAGUCGAUACAUGCAUUGAAUGAAUCGUUCGAUGGUGGGGUGGUCGCCAUUAAGGGCAAGUCCAAAGACGAGGCAAGUAGUGCAAAGGAUGUUAUUGAAAAGAUUUCGCAGAUUUUAGUGAAGCAACAAAUGGGAUUAAACUAUUUGAAUGAGGUAUUGAGGAAGGAUGAAGAAAAGGUGGAAAAGUUGGAAGCAAGUAGAAAGUAA